This is a messenger RNA of Cavia porcellus (domestic guinea pig), 10841 nucleotides long. RefSeq names its product ninein (gene Nin). Lineage: Eukaryota; Metazoa; Chordata; Mammalia; Rodentia; Caviidae. The record is from RefSeq and is a predicted model, not a curated record. Gene Ontology annotation, cellular component: ciliary transition fiber; centrosome; mitotic spindle pole. Gene Ontology annotation, molecular function: calcium ion binding. Gene Ontology annotation, biological process: microtubule anchoring at centrosome; centrosome-templated microtubule nucleation; centrosome localization. The transcript is spliced from 30 exons. The coding region runs from base 551 to 6949 and encodes 2132 amino acids.
AAAGCUUAAGUGAUGGAGUCUCUGCUUUUUCCCCAACAACUCUAGUCUGGAUGAAGACUCAGCCUUCACCCAGCACCGUAACUGUAGGAGCAUUGUGUCGAAGAAAGGCGGGCCCCAAAGGCUCUCUCCACAAAGCUUGCGUCUUGCAGCAGCCAAGCUGCCUCUCCCUCCUCCACAUCGAAGCCGGAGGGGGCCCAGUUCCAAGUCCCCACACGAACUCCACCCCGUUUGUUCCUCUCAAGAAACUGUGUCUUGUGUUUCUCUAAUUACACAACCACCAGCAAGUCUGACCUUCCUCCAUGGAGCAAAUGUGACCUCCAGUAUCUCCUGAGCCCAAGAUAUCGCAGCUUUAAACUAGCAAGCCAUGCAUCCUUCGGAAAGAUUUUUGCCUGGAGUGAUAACUAGGAGGAGGAGGCUGCCAGAGGCAGAGUAGGAUCAGGAAGCCACCUCUUCAUUCUUAUCUCUUAAGACCGCCAGCUGUUUGAGUGCCCGGUGCACACCAUCGUCUUAUUUUUAAGAUGACACCUAUGUGAGCGCUGUGGGCUAUGGGAUGGAUGAGCUGGAGCAGGACCAGCAUGAGGCCCGACUCAAGGAGCUGUUUGACAGUUUUGACACCACAGGCACCGGGUCCUUGGGACAGGAGGAGCUCACCGACCUUUGCCACAUGCUGAGCUUGGAGGAAGUGGCCCCGGUGCUGCAGCAGACGCUGCUUCAGGACAAUCUCCUGGGCAGGGUACAUUUUGACCAAUUUAAAGAAGCAUUAAUUCUUAUCCUGUCUAGAACUCUGUCCAAUGAAGAGCACUUUGAAGAACCAGACUGCUCGCUGGAAGCUCAGCCUAAAUAUGUUAGAGGUGGGAAGCGUUACGGACGAAGGUCCUUGCCUGAGUUCCAAGAGUCUGUGGAGGAGUUUGCAGAGGUGACAGUGAUUGAGCCGCUCCUUGAAGAAGCACGACCAUCACACAUCCCAGCUGGUGGCUGCAGUGAGCACUGGAAGACGCAAGGCAGCGAGGAAUAUGAAGCAGAAGGUCAGUUAAGGUUUUGGAAUCCAGAUGACUUGAAUGCCUCACAGAGUGGGUCCUCCCCACCCCAAGACUGGAUAGAAGAGAAACUGCAAGAGGUUUGUGACGAUCUGGGAAUCACCCGUGAUGGUCACCUGAACCGGAAGAAGCUCGUCUCUAUCUGCGAGCAGUAUGGUUUGCAGAAUGUGGAUGGAGAGAUGCUCGAGGAAGUAUUUCACAAUCUCGAUCCUGAUGGAACCAUGAGUGUAGAGGAUUUUUUCAAUGGUCUGUUUAAAAAUGGAAAAUCCCUUACACCUUCAGCAUCUACUCCUUACAGACAACUGAAGAGGCACCUCUCCAUGCAGUCUUUUGAUGAAAGUGGACGUCGUACAACCCCAUCGGUAAUGACCAGCACCAUUGGCUUCCGGGUCUUCUCCUGCCUGGAUGAUGGGAUGGGCCAUGCGUCUGUGGAGAAGAUCCUUGACACUUGGCAAGAGGAGGGCAUUGAGAACAGCCAGGAGAUCCUGAAGGCCUUGGAUUUCAGCCUUGAUGGAAAUGUCAACUUGACAGAAUUGACUCUGGCUCUGGAAAAUGAACUUCUGGUCACCAAGAACGGCAUCCAUCAAGCAGCUCUGGCCAGCUUUAAGGCUGAGAUCCGGCACUUGUUGGAACGAGUUGAUCAAGUGGUCAGGGAGAAAGAGAAGCUACGGUCAGACCUGGACAAAGCCGAGAAGCUCAAGUCCCUCAUGGCUUCGGAAGUGGAUGAUCACCAUGCAGCCAUAGAGCGGCGAAAUGAGUACAACCUCAGGAAACUGGAUGAAGAGUACAAGGAGCGCAUAGCAGCCUUGAAGAAUGAGCUCCGGAGAGAGAGAGAGCAAAUCCUGCAACAGGUGGGAAAGCAGCGCUUAGAACUCGAGCAGGAAAUCGAGAAGGCCAAAACAGAAGAGAACUACAUCCGGGACCGCCUUGCCCUCUCUUUAAAGGAGAACAGUCGUCUGGAAAAUGAGCUUCUGGAAAAUGCAGAGAAGCUGGCAGAGUACGAGAAUCUAACAAACAAACUUCAGCGGAAUUUGGAAAAUGUGUUAGCAGAAAAGUUCGGUGACCUUGAUCCUAGUAGCGCUGAGUUCUUUCUGCAAGAAGAGAGGCUGACACAGAUGAGAACCGAGUAUGAGCGGCAGUGCAGGGUAUUACAAGACCAAGUAGAUGAACUCGAGUCCGAGCUGGAAGAAUACCGUGCUCAGGGCAGAGUAUUCAAGCUGCCCUUGAAGACCUCACUGUCAGAAGAACUUGAUGUUAACAACAGUGGCCUUGAGCCCAGCCAGGGGCUCGAGUCUCAAGAGUGCAAUCCAUUGAACAUGAGCAUCGAGGCGGAGCUGGUGAUUGAACAGAUGAAAGAGCAACACCACAGGGACUUGUGUCGCCUAAAACAGGAGCUGGAAGAUCAGGUGCACCACUAUGAAGCGCAGCUGGCUGAGACCCGCGUCACCUGGGAAAAGGAGCAGGAGACCACGAAGGAAAACUAUGAGCGUGAAAUGCACACCUUGGAACAACAGAUAAGUGACCUGAGAAGAGAGAUCGCAGAACUGCAGGAGCAGGCGGUGGUGCUGAAGGACACACACCUGGAGGCCACCCGCAGGCAUGAGGAGGAGAACCGACAACUGCAAAUGGCCUUUGAGCAGGAAAAGAGUCGCCUGCAGGAGGAGCUGAAGCUACAGCACGAGGUGGAGCUCCAGGCCAAGCUGCAGCAGGUGGAGGAGGGAUUCCUCCAGGAGAGGGAAGGACUCCGGAGCAGCGCCUGGACAGAAGAGAGGGUGCAGGGCCUGGUGCAGGACCUGGAGCGGGCGCACCAGGAGCAGCUGCACAGCCUGGGGGAGAAGCAUGAGCUAGAGAAGGAGGAGCUGAAGCGAGAGCUCUUGGAAAAGCACCAAAGGGAGCUUCAGGAGGGACGGGAAGAGAUGGAAACAGAGUGUAAUAGAAGAGCCUCUCAGAUAGAAGCCCAGUUUCAGGCUGACUGUGAGAAAGUCACCGCCAGGUGCGAGAACACGCUGCAGAGCCUGGAGGGCCGCUACCGCCGUGAGCUGCAGGACCUCCGGGAACAGCAGCAGGAGGAGAAGUCCCAGUGGGAGUUCGAGAAGGACGAGCUGGCCCAGGAGUGUGCCGAAGCCCAGGAGCAGCUGAAGGAGAUGCUUCAGAGAGAGAAAGCAACCUCCCUGGUCCUGACCCAAGAGAGGGAGAUGCUGGAGAAGACAUAUAAAGAACACCUGAACAGCAUGGUGGUGGAGAGAGAGCAGCUUCUGCGAGACCUGGAAGACCUGCGGAAGGUGUCUGAGAGCCAGCAGAGCCUGCUGUCCAGCCAGAUCCUCGAGCUCAAGAGCAGCCACGAGAGAGAGCUGAGGGACCGAGAGCAGGUACUGUGCCAGGCGGGGGCCUCGGAGCAGCUGGCCAGCCUGCGGCUUGAAAGGCUACGUGAGGAAUGUGACCGGGAGAAGCAGGAACUGGUGGCCAGAGUUGUGGCUGUGGAGAGUGCCCACCACGCCACCUGUGAGAAGGCAGAGCGAGAGCAGGCUAAGAUGAGCGCGGAGAUCUGCAGGCUCCGGGAUAAAAUACAGGAUCUGCAACAGGCAGCAUCUCCUGUCUCCGGGCUGCAGGGUGAUCAUCAGGCAAUGGGAGGGGAGGAGGCGGAAGGAAGUGGAGCCUUGUCCCUGCUUCAGCAAGGGGAGCAGCUGCUGGAAGAAAACGGAGACGUCCUCCUGAGUCUGCAGAGAGCUCACGAACGCGCGGUGAAGGAAAACGUGAAAAUGGCUGCUAAGAUUUCCAGAUUGCAACAAAGGCUGCAAGAGCUAGAGCCAGGGUCACUAAUGUUGUCCUAUUUAGAGGAGCCAGCAACUGAGCUUUUUGGAAAUUCUGCAGAACGAGCAGAAUCAUUUUCACCACAAAACCGAGUGAAGCGAGUAUACAGUGGAAACACACAGAGCAUCCUAAAUGAUCUGCAAGACAGUGAUACCCGGGACCUGGGGAGCACAGGGACAAGCUCUGCUCAGAGACAGGAGCUCAAAGCUGAAGAGUCUGAAGCCUCCAUGGAGAGUUUUUCGGAGCUUGAAAACAGUGAAGAGACCAGGACUGAAUCCUGGGAUCUAAAAAAUCAGGUUAGUCAGCUUCAGCAGCAGCUAGUGAUCUUACGGGCAGAUUGUGACCGAGCCUCUGAGAAGAAGCAGGACUUGCUUUUUGAUGUUUCUGUACUAAAAAAGAAACUGAAGAUGCUCGAGAGAAUCCCAGAGACGUCUCCCAAGUAUAAGUUGUUGUAUGAAGAUGCUAGCCAAGAAAAUGACUGCCUACAGGAAGAGCUGAGAGUGAUGGAGUCUCGCUAUGACCAGGCUCUGGAAAGCAACAAAGAACUCACCGCAGAAGUGUUCCGGUUGCGGGAUGAGCUAAAGAAAGCAGAGGAAGUGACCGAAACAUAUCUUAGCCUGGAGAAGAGUUACGAUGAGGUCAGAACAGAAAACAAAGAGCUGAAUGUUCUGGUUUUGAGGCUUCAAGGGAAGAUUGAGGAGUUGCAGGAAAGAGCGGACCUGCAUGAUGACUCCUUCUCCUUGUGGGAAGCCCGUUUGGACAACCUGGAAGUCAAACCUGCAGAACAGGUUCUAGAAGUUGGUCAAAGGCUGGAAAAGUGCAUGCCCAAGGUGACAAGUGGACGCCACAUCACAGAAGAAUGUAAACAAGAAAACCAGUGCCUUGAGCAGGGAAGCACGCGGCUCUUGGAAAGAGUAAAAACACACGAAAUUGCCUGGUUACACAGGACCAUUGAGACACAUCAAGAAAAGUCUGGAAUACAGAAUCCGGUUUUCCUAGAGGAAAACUCUGCUCUCUUAGGCCUUCAAGACAAACAUUUUCAACGUCAGACCACAAUAGCAGAGUUAGAGUUGGAAAAACAAAAGCUACAGGAGCUGACCAGAAAGCUGAGGGAGCGAGUCACUACGUUAGUUAAGCAGAGAGAUGUCCCUUGUCAAGUGGAGAAGGAGGAGGAACUGAAAUCCAUGAUGCACGACUUGCAAAUCACAUGCAGUGAGAUGCAGCAGAAAGUCGAAAUUCUGAGAUAUGAAUCUGAAAAGCUUCAAGAGGAAAAUUCUAUUUUGAGAAGUGAAAUUACUACUUUAAAUGAAGAAGAUAGCGUUUCUAACCUGAAAUUAACUGGCUCUCAGGAAGAAAUGUGGCAGAAAAUAGAAACUAUAGAACAGGAAAAAGUAGAAAUUCAGAAGAUGGUUGAAAAUUUAAAGAAACAGAUUUCAGAUUUGAAAAUCAAAAACCAACAGUUGGAUUCAGAAAAUGCAGAACUUAGCCAAAAGAAUUCUCAAAACCAGGAAGAGCUGCAAAAACUUAAUCAGCGUCUGGCAGAAACGCUGUGCCAGAAGGAAAAUGAGCCAGGAAACAGUACAUUCAAGGAAUGGGAGCAAGAAAAGUCUAAUCUGAAAAAAGAACUGGAACAUUGUAAAGUACAGUCCUCCACAUUAGUGUCUUCUCUGGAGGCAGAACUGUCUCAGGUGAAAAUGCAGACCCACGUGGUGGAGCAGGAAAACCUCCUUCUCAAAGAUGAGCUGGAGAGAAUGAAACAGCUGCACACACAUCCUGACCUGUCGGACUUCCAGCAGAAAAUUUCUAGUGUUUUAAGCUACAACGAAAGACUGCUGAAAGAAAAAGAAGCUCUCAGCGAAGAACUGAGUAGCUGUGUGGAUAAGUUGGCAAAAUCAAGGCAUUUGGAGCACAAAAUUGCUGCCCUGAAGCAGGAACAGACAUCUUGGGAGCAUGAGAAUGAGGCUCUGAAGUCCCAGCUGGCGGACUCCCAGGACAAGGUUCAGGGUCUAGAAGAUACGCUGCAGAACGCCAACCUUCAGAUGUCUCGAAUUAAAUCUGACCUUCGCGGGACUCAGCAGGAAAAGGAGGCUUUAAAACAGGAAGUGAUAGCUUUACAAAAACAGCUUCAGAAUGCUGCUGGUGACAAGGCCUGGGCCCUGGAAACAGCCACACAUCUACCAGGGGCCCAGAGCCAGCAGCCAAGGCUGUCUUGGGAGAGGCUGGAACACCUGAUGCAUGAGGAGCAGCAGCCUCUCUGGCAGGAGAACGACAGGCUGCAGAGCAUGGUGCAGAGCACCAAGGCGGAGCUCUCGCACUCCAGGGAGAAGGUCCGUCAGUUGGAAUCCAGCCUUCUGCCCCUUAAACACCAAAAACAUCUCAACUCAUCAGGUACUGUGAAGCCCACAGAGCAAGAAAAGUUGAAUCUAAAGAGAGAAUGUGAACAGUUUCAGAAGGAACUAUCGCCUGCUCAUAGGAAGGUCAGUCAGGUGAAUGCCCUUGAACGAGAAUUAGAAACAAUUCAUUUGGAAAAUGAAGGCCUGAAAAAGAAACAGGUGAAACUGGACGAGCAGCUAGUGGAGAUGCAGCCCCUGAGGUCCACUGUGAUGCUUAGCCCGUCUCCUCCUUGGGAUCUGCAGCUGCUCCAGCAGCAAGCCUGUCGGGUGGUCCCCAGGGAGCAGUUUCUGCAACUUCAGCACCAGCUGCUGCAGGCAGAGAGGAGGAACCAGCACCUGCAGGAGGAACUUGACAACAGGGCCUCUGACGCCAACAUGCCACAGGGAAACCAGGAACAGCUGGUAUCACUCAUGGAAGAACGGAUGAUAGAAGUGGAACAGAAACUGAAACUGGUGAAGAGGCUUCUUCAAGAGAAAGUGAAUCAGCUCAGAGAACAACUCUGCAAGAAUACUAAAGCAGAUGCAGUGGUGAAGGACUUGUAUGUUGAAAAUGCUCAGUUGUUGAAAGCUCUGGAAAUGACUGAACAGCGGCAGAAAACAGCAGAGAAGAAAAAUUACCUCCUAGAAGAGAAGAUUGCCAGCCUCAGUAAUAUAGUCAGGAAUCUGACACCAGCGCCCUUGACUUCUACGCCUCCUUUGAGGUCAUAGCCACACCAAAAGAUGCACUCGUAUCUGUGCACUUUACUGAAAUAGGUGGAAGGUUUCAGUAGGUUCCUUUAACCCCAUUUACAAAAACUCAAUGGCUUAAAAUUAAAACUGAGCCCAAGUCUGCCGGCACCAGAAUUGGAGUCUCCAAUCAUCAUAGCUAGUUUUUAAAACAGAGUCUUGUGGGAAUUCCAACAAACAAUCACGUAUUUCACUGUUUAUUCAGAAGCUCUGAAUUUAUUUUUUAAGUAUUCUAUAGCCGCUACCAAGAAGAUGAAUAUGUAAAACUAUUUAAGAACCUUAAAGCCCCAUUUUAAUGGAUUUUUUUCAGGUCACUUAUAUGCCAACUGUAUAGAGUCCAGAUACAUUUCUGAGUUUGGGACCUGAUUAAAGUGGUUAUUAAAGAACUAUUUUAAAAUCAAGUUUAGGUAUUAUGCAUUUAAACACUGAAAAGUCAUUCUGGUUGUAAUAGUUUGGCAUUUUUUUAAUUAAUUGGUAGACUAUACUUCUGUUUCAUAAGAAGGGUAGGCUUGGUGACAAAUGAGGUCAGGAAAGCCCUGACCUCAUGGAACUGACCUCAAGCCCUGACCUUGUGGAACUCUACCUUCUGACACCUACUACUCAUGCUGUAGUAUAGAUUAAGAACUGAUACACUUAUGCUGUUGCUGAGUAUUACUACCCUUGAUCCAUUCUAGAUUUAGAAUCCACUGACUCAACUGCACUCUUAACUAAUGGUAAAGCUUUACUUUUUUUAAACAGCCUUUUUCUUCCUCCUCUUAGAAGUUUCAUUGGGGACCUUGUCUUCUAAGAAAUGGAUAAAGCCACAUUCUUAAAGUACCUGAACCAUAGGGAGAGCUCUGAACAAACCCCCUUGGAGUAAACAGCCACUCUUGAAGAGGGAUAUGCAGCCCGUAGGGUUCUCCUGCGUCUGAAGUCUUGGAAUUCAUGGACUUACCAUUAAUGAUGCCUCAAGAACUCAGGGAACAAUUUUUAUACACUUCCUGAACUACUGUUGGGCUUCUCUAAAGAGUUUGGAAUAUAUAAACCAUGUGACCUUAUUUAUUUGUUUUAUAUAUUUAUGGCCAUAGAAUUUUUAUUUCUACAUUGUAGUACAUUUACUUGUCCGGAAAAGGCCUUGAUCUUAGAAGUGAAAAUUUCUUCUAACUUUAUCAAAGAGUUUUUAUUGUUUAUUUAACAUAGGUCAGAAUUUUCAAGCUUCUCAUUCUUCUGUACCUCAGAUCUGAUUGCAAGAGUUUCUGACUGUGAUAAGCGUUGGCACUGCCACCCUUGGGAAAGGCAUGCAAAACAGGACUCCCCACCGUUCCCAAGAUCAGAGCUAAUGGCACAGUAAACAUUCUAGACUGGAUAACACACUGCCUGCCUUGUCUCAGUUAAAAUCUCCCCUUCUAGCCUACUUUCUCCAGCGAUUAGUGGAGGACUUAAAAAGUGCAGGACACUACCAAAGCUCCUCACACUCCCCUUCACAUUUUCACAAGACAGUAAUUAUAUCAGGAAUUUCACUUUGAUGGACUCCAGGAAACUCAAACCCAUCUGUUUACAAGAGGUAUAAACAGAAUAACCAAACACUGUUUAUCAGCUGGAACACAGGAUAAAGCAAACUGUCACAGAACAGUCAUAGAACGGUCAGACCUUCAAUCUCAGCAAAACAGUUUCCACCAAGGACCUCCUUCCUCAGGGCCUGGCCACCUGCUGUCAGGCUUGGGGCCAGUCCAGGAAUCCUCACUGUACAGUCCCCGCCAAGGCCCUGCCGUGUGGGGGACUAGUUCUUACUGGUGAAGGAGACAGUUCAACUUCUGAAUGGUUCUUCUUAGCCCUUGGAAAAAAAUUUUUAAUUCUUCCUUAUAAUUACGCUUCAAAAUACUUGGCAUCUGUUAUCACACCAUCUCUAAAUCCUACCAUGUAGACUCAACUAUUUGUAUGGCACUGGCUUUAAUAGAAAAUUUUUCACUUAAAAUCCUGGAUAGCCCUUGGCCAAGGGCAAGGUACAAACUAAGCAUCUGUGGUGUGCUUUUGUGAUUGCUUCAGGUCAUUCAAGGUUAGUAGCACUGAAACUAACACAAAGUACAUUUCCCAAGUAGCUGACUAUGCAUGUGAUCCCAUUUGUUGUAUUUGUUUGUUUUUUACAUGAUGAAAAGUAUAGGUUGGUUUCCUACAAAUGUGUAUUUAUUUAUAUAUGAAACGCUGUACAGUAAAUGUAAAUAUGACUUUUGGGGAAGUUUUAGACUACAUUUUGAUUAUGUUUAUCCAAAGUUAAAGUAGUACUCAGAUAAAAAUUAACUUAGCCAAUAGGUAAUUCGUUGCUUUUACCUACUAACUAAAUUGGGAGGAGGGUGGGAAUCAACAUGAGAAAUACCAUACAGAUAUCGUAAAUUUAUAUAUUUGUGCUUAUUUUUGAGAGAUGGUUUAGAGUGGGAGUUUAACUGCCCAUUUAUAAUAUAGCUAUGGCUUUUAAGAUACUUUGAAAAUAUGAAAUUUAAGAUGUUAAAAUUAUAUAAAUUAUGUUUAGAUUUUGCUUUCAGACGCCUUAAAUGGCAGUCUUCAAAAUCAAGUUAUAUAUUUUAUAGAAAUUCAGCAGAUUUUUUUACUAUAAGCACUGGUUGUUAAAUUUAUUUUAAUGUAGUAAUUAUUUAAGAUUUUCCUAAAAGAUCAGCUCUUCAUUUCAAGGGAAAAAAAUCAAAUGUUGCCUUUGAAAUAAUAAUAUAAUAAUAAUAAUAAUAUGCUGAACAAAGGAAAAUGUGGAUGAUAAGACCUCCAUGACCCUAUUUUACUACUUCUGCUUUCUAAAAGUCUGACUCUUCAGCUCAAAUUUGUGAAGAGAAAAAGUAGGAAUUAUAGAACCAACCACAAUAUUUUAUUUAUUUUUCUAAAGCUCUUAUUAAAUCCAGACUUUAAAAACUUUUUUAAAUGUGAACCUUUCCCAAGGGCCCCAAUGCACUGUUUAUAUAUUCAGCCAGCAGCAUAUUUGACAUAAGCAGAUCAUGAAAUCAUGGGUUUUCAGGGUAUCAAAAAUGCACCAGUGCCCAGAGCAGAAAUUAUUUUGAAGAACUGGUUUUAAGAAAUGAAUAAGGCUUUAUGGCAGAGUUUGACUUUUUGACAUGUGGAAAAUAACUUACAAUUUUUGUUUUUAUUUUGCUGAGUGAAGGAAAAAAAAACACACUGCUAUUGUCAGGUAAGAAGCAAAUCAUGUUUUGAAUGGAUGACCUGUAAUGAAUGACUCACUGGAAUGAUGUAAUUAUACAAGCAAUGCCAAAAAUGGAAUCAAAACCUAAUAACCAAAGCAUCCAUAUUUAAAAUAUUCUAUCGUGUAUGGACCUAUGUGAACAUUUCAGUGCUGACAACUAAUUUUUAUUUUGUGGCAUAGGAAUGAUUGUUGGAUAACAGAGUUAGCUUUUUUGUUUCUCAGCUCUUUGUAUUAUACAGGUUAAAUGUGUUCUUACUGGGGAGACAUUAUCACACGUGCUUUAAGGGACAUUAGUUUUGGGAAGGAAAACCUGAGUUCAUGCACAGUCUAGCUGGAGGUUUAGCUCAGCGACAUAAGUGCCUGCUUGGUGAGCACAAAGUCUUGAGUUCGAUCCCCAGUACUAGGGAAUAUAAAACAAGAUACCAAAACCCUUAAGGUUUCGACAGUCUAGAGUUCGGUUCACAUACAAAAUAAUGUAUAUAUAGGGCUGGGGAUUUAGCUCUAGCAUAAGCACCUACCUUGCAAGCAGGCAGUCAUGAGUUCGAUCCCUGGUACCGAUAAAAAUGGAAAAAAAAAAAAAAAGACAAAAUAAUGUAUAUAUGUUUAUAUCAGCUUUGUAUAUCUCACCUUAGCCAUUGUAUCCUAGAAAGAUUUUAAUGUGACUCUAACUGUAAAUAAAUAAUUUUCCAAGUA